This is a messenger RNA of Eurytemora carolleeae, 1421 nucleotides long. RefSeq names its product translation initiation factor IF-2. The record is from RefSeq and is a predicted model, not a curated record. The transcript has 7 exons. Lineage: Eukaryota; Metazoa; Arthropoda; Copepoda; Calanoida; Temoridae. Bases 1 to 1071 code for a protein of 356 amino acids.
AUGGGAACUCCUGCACCUGCUUAUGGAAAGUCAGUGAUAACCCCUAAUAGAGCUUCCGCUGUAACUCCUAGUCAUGCAACCCCUAACCUUGCAACACCUAACCUUACAACCCCUAAACCUGCCAACUCUGAGAAAACCAAAACUCCGACUAAACCUGCAAGUCCAUUAAGGAGUACUAAGAAGUCUGAAGCUAGAACAAAGACGACUCCUGAUUCUUCGAAACGAAAAGCAGAGACAGAGAGUGAACCAAGCAAAAAGUCGAAAAAUGAUGUGUCGACGGUAUCCUUCGGGGAUCUUUCCAAUAUCCAGCCUCUGGCCAUCAAGCCCCAUGACUCCGCCGCCAUCCUGCCCGCCGCCUCUCUUCAAGAUACUCCAGCUCCUGAGUUGGGACCAGGAUGGAGGAGAAUAAACCAUAAAACCUCCAAAUCGUCUUGGAACACUUAUAUAUCACCAACAGGAAAACUUUACAGAAAUCUGAAAAGUGCCAAAGAAUUCCUCGAUCAGAUCACCAAGAAUCAUGAUGCUGCACCGGCGGAGCAGAGCGAUGUUUUACUUUCUGAUGUUCCUACCAAACUUGAUGUUAUAACUGUCACCAACACUGUUAUAUCAGGUUGGAAUAGAGGUUUAGACAAUAAUCUGAAGAAUGUGCAACUUGUUCAUGGUUCUGCUAAGCCUAAACCUAAACCCAGGAAGAAGAUGACUAAACCGGCUCAAGCUCCUGCAGAAGAAAUAAAGGAUGAGGCUGCUUCAAUGGUUGAGUUUGAGAUCGAGGAAGAGACCGAUGAACAGUAUCAGGAGGAGGAGAUCGAGGAUAAGGGGGAACAGUACCAGGAGGAGGAGAUCGAGGACAAGGAGGAACAGUACCAGGAGGAUGAGAUCGAGGAUAAGGAGGAACCAUAUCAGGAAGAUGAGAUCGAGGAUAAGGAGGAACAGUACCAGGAGGAAGAGAUCGAGAUGCAGGAGGCAGAGAUCGAGGAUGAUGAGCAGAUGUCUCAGAUUAUUGGAGAAGAAACUAAACUCAAGAAAAGAAAGAAAAAGAAGAAGAAGGAAAGAGAAAUUGAAGGAUUUUAAAUUAAAUGUCUUCUUUAAACAAAUUUAAUACUUACUUUGUCGCUUAAAGAAUUAUCCUCAGAGCUCCAGUAUGUCGUUUAAAGAAUUAUCCUCGGAGCUCCAGUAUGUAGUUUAAAGAAUUAUUCUCAGAGCUCCAGUAUGUCGCUUAAAGACUUAUCCUCAGAGCUCCAGUAUGUCGUUUAAAGACUUAUUCUCAGAGCUCCAGUAUGUCCCUUUAAGAAUUAUUCUCAGAGCUCCAGUAUGUUGUUUAAAGAAUUAUUCUCAGAGCUCCAGUAUGUCGCUAAAAGAAUUAUCAUCAGAGCUCCAGUAUUUAAAUAGGCGACUAUUUUUGAUUAUUUGUUUUAGAAAAA